This is a messenger RNA of Fusarium vanettenii 77-13-4, 2145 nucleotides long. RefSeq lists its product as uncharacterized. The transcript is spliced from 2 exons. Lineage: Eukaryota; Fungi; Ascomycota; Sordariomycetes; Hypocreales; Nectriaceae. The record is from RefSeq and is a predicted model, not a curated record. Bases 1 to 2145 code for a protein of 714 amino acids.
AUGGCUUCAACGGAUCAGCCAGCCGAUCACGGGUCUAGCGACACUGAGAAAUACCCCGGGGACUGCAGUCGCAGGAUAACAUGUCGGCCUUCGGUUGUACCCAACUAUAGCCUCACACUUCGCGCCUUGGCUGAAGCUAGUGAACCUCCCUCUCCCACUCCCUCUGGUUCACUGCCCUCUCCUCGCUCUUCCUCUAGUUCACCUCGCUCUCGUUCUCGCUCUCCCUCCAGCUCACAUCACUCUCAUUCUCAUCCCGGUUCACCUGUCUCUCCUUCUGCCCCCAGCUCAACUCUCUCUCCCGCUACCUCUGGUUCACCUUUCUCCCAGCCUGGCUCGCCUCUUUCUUCCUCUCCGCCAGGCUCACCUCUAUCCGAUGGCACAACCCCUCGAAACUCGGUGCAAGAGUCCCGAGACAUUUCAUUCACGAAACCACCAGAAUACGAUACCGAGCAUAAUGUAAGAGCUCAGGACAUCAAGGCCACUCACUGCUGGUGGUGGGAGGAUAUUGCGGUUGCCAUGUUCAGCAUCGUGUGUAUGAGCAUGGUGGCUGCGGUCUUGGUCUCUGCUCAUGAUACUUCGCUAGAGUCUUGGCCAGCUUCGAUACAACCAAACUCCAUCAUCGCCACACUUACAACAUUGAGCAAGGCGGCCAUGCUCGUACCCAUAACAAGCUGCUUGAGCCAGUUGAAGUGGAGGCACAUGAGCACUCAAUCACGACCGCUAUCACAUCUUCAAGUCUUUGACGACGCCAGUCGGGGUCCUUGGGGUUCGGCAGCAAUGAUGUGGAAGGUCCCAUUGCAGUCAAGACUUGGAUGGGCUCUUGCGCUCGUCACGGUUGUUGCGCUGGGGAUAGAGCCAAGUGCGCAGCAGAUCUUGGCCUUUCCAGUCCGGGAGAGGGUUUUGAAGAAUGUGACGGCAGAGAUUGGAAAGGCGGAUAUGUACUACUCCAAGAGCCUCUUUCAGCCCGGUGAGGGAGACGGGCAAAUCUUGGAUCGCAGCAUAGACCUUCCUCGCUUCCAAGCGUCUGUAAUCAGCGCUCUAGCAGGAGAUGUCUUUCAACCGUUCUUCAACUGCCCUUCACCAGCAACACGCUGCGAGUGGCCUGAUUUUAGCAGCCUCGGAAUCUGCAGUGCAGUGAGCAACGUCACUGAACAGACGAAGCGAAAGUGCGAGGAGGGAGACAAGGGUGUCAGCAAUUGCACUUACACCAUCCCUCUGACUCUAGAGUCACGCGAGGGAAGCAAAAACACGACAAUCUCGAUGAAGUACCAUGAGGAUACGGAACAUGGCGAUGGCAGCGAAAACUCUCAUGUCCUGCGAACGAGCUUUGUUCCUGGGGACAAGGACGUGGUGGGCCAGUUUGUGAUCGUGCGGCAUCGGAACGAUAGCUGGGGCGACGACUCAUCGGAGCCAAAAAGCCCAGAAGUAUUGGUGUCUGAUUUGAGAUGGUGCGAAAAGAUGUAUAUGGAGGUCUCUGCCAGUCCCUCGGGAUCCGACUCAGGGAGCGUUGACGACAAGCUCCUCCAGUUUGCGAGCAACGAAUUCGAGGGUGGUCGCUGGUUUCUCAAGUUCACGACUCCCGAUGGACAAGAGAACUAUACGAUCACACGAGACUUGGAAGAGUAUCUGCCGAUGUACUUGGGACAGGUACUCACUGUUGAGCUGGAGCAGCAGAUGGCGCACGGCGUCGCAUCACGGCUAGAUCUGUCAAGAGCUCUCAAGACCCCAGGCUUCUUGUCUACCGAAACAGACGUGGAGAAGUUGAUGAACAACCUCGCCGACACACUCACGAACCAACUCCGCACUGACGACAAUGGCGACAACAGAAACGCUACCACAGUGAACGGCACCACCUUCCUCAACGAACCCGUCAUCAUGGUGCGUUGGGAAUGGUUCAUCCUCCCCCUCAUGGAAGUAUUCUUCACAGUCGUUUUACUCUUCUGGGUCAUUGUCAUCAACAAAGACGGGCCCCUGCUCAAGACUUCAAUCAUGGCGUAUCUGAUAUAUCCUCUGAGAGGAUGGAGAGAAGAUGAGAUGAGCGUCGCUGGCCGGCAAACGAAGGAGAAGCUGGGUAGAUUGGCGGAGGUAAUGCGUGGAAGGAUGGGUGAGAGCGGUGGAGGAUACGCUAUUUUCAAGCAGGACUAA